AUGAGAUCUUUAGAAUGGGUAGCUGUGUUUUAUGGGCCCUAUGGAAAUAUAGGAAUGACAGAGUGUUUAACAACAAAUACACCUAUAUGGAGACCUCCGGAAGCUAACUGGACAAAGCUCAAUGUCGAUGCUUCUAAUGAUAACUACAAGGCAGGGUGUGCUAUUGUGUCUAGAGACACAGAUGUUCAAUUCAAAGUUUGUGGCACCAAAUAUCAAGCUGUGUUAAAUCCCAUCGAGGCUGAAACUAGAGCAGUCCUGCUGUCCUAUGAAUUCGCAGUCAUGUCUGGUAUCCAAAAUGUGAUUAUAGAAAGUGAUGCUGAGAAGGUUAUCAAGAUGUUAACUGAUGAGAAGAUCCAAAUCCCUUGGAGGUUACUACAGAUUUUCAACCAGAUCAGAGCUCAGUCAAGGAAGCUUAAUGCUGCCAAGUUCAGCUACAUCAAAAGAGAUGGGAAUUCAGUAGCCCAUUCUCUGGAAAAAUAUGCCUUAUCAAACCACUGA
Molecule: messenger RNA, 498 nt
Organism: Papaver somniferum (opium poppy)
Lineage: Eukaryota; Viridiplantae; Streptophyta; Magnoliopsida; Ranunculales; Papaveraceae
Exons: 2
Coding region: 1-498 (165 amino acids)
Molecular function (GO): RNA-DNA hybrid ribonuclease activity; nucleic acid binding
Source: RefSeq, a predicted model, not a curated record